UCUACAAGACGAGACAAGACACAAACUUCACAAACGAGCAAAAUGGCAGCCCGCCGCCGCGUUGUGCAAACAGAGGACUUGUCGAAUGUGGAGUUCGAAACCAGCGAGGAUGUAGAGGUGAUACCGACGUUCGACGCCAUUGGCCUCAGAGAAGAUCUGCUGCGAGGCAUUUAUGCAUAUGGUUUUGAGAAGCCAUCUGCCAUUCAGCAGCGUUCUAUCAAGCCAGUGAUCAAAGGCAGGGAUGUGAUUGCUCAGGCCCAAUCUGGCACUGGCAAGACUGCUACCUUUUCCAUCGGAGUGUUGCAGACCGUCGACACACAGAUGCGGGAGACGCAGGCUCUGAUCUUGUCGCCUACACGCGAGCUGGCCGUACAGAUCCAGAAGGUGAUUCUGGCAUUGGGCGACUACAUGAACGUCCAGUGCCACGCCUGCAUUGGGGGCACCAACUUGGGCGAAGACAUCCGCAAGCUUGACUAUGGACAGCACGUAGUUUCUGGCACUCCAGGACGUGUCUUUGACAUGAUCAAAAGGCGAAACCUGCGCACUCGUGCUAUCAAGAUGUUGGUUCUCGACGAAGCUGAUGAAAUGCUAAACAAAGGUUUCAAGGAGCAGAUCUACGAUGUGUACCGGUACCUGCCCCCUUGCACUCAGGUGGUGCUCAUCUCUGCUACCCUCCCCCACGAAAUCCUGGAGAUGACAAGCAAGUUCAUGACAGAACCUGUGCGAAUUCUGGUCAAACGUGAUGAGUUGACCCUGGAAGGCAUCAAGCAGUUCUUUGUGGCCGUGGAGCGUGAGGAGUGGAAGUUUGACACCCUGUGCGACUUGUACGACACACUCACCAUCACCCAGGCUGUCAUAUUCUGCAACACCAAGAGGAAGGUGGACUGGUUGAGCGAGAAGAUGCGGGAAGCUAAUUUCACCGUUUCGUCCAUGCAUGGUGACAUGCCUCAGAAAGAGAGGGACGCCAUUAUGAAGGAGUUCCGCUCUGGCCAGAGUCGAGUGCUCAUCACCACAGAUAUUUGGGCACGGGGCAUCGAUGUCCAGCAGGUGUCCCUUGUCAUUAACUAUGAUCUGCCCAACAACCGAGAGUUGUACAUCCACAGGAUUGGACGGUCCGGUCGUUUUGGUCGAAAAGGUGUUGCCAUCAAUUUUGUCAAAAACGAUGACAUCCGUAUCUUGAGAGACAUUGAGCAGUACUACAGUACCCAGAUUGAUGAAAUGCCCAUGAAUGUUGCUGACCUCAUCUGAAAUCCUCACUCAAGCCAAGCACAUCAUUAACUCAUGUACAAAGCUAAAUAAAACAUUUUCAGCCUUGCCCUUUAAAAA
Rhipicephalus microplus (southern cattle tick) is the source of this 1326-nucleotide messenger RNA. RefSeq names its product eukaryotic initiation factor 4A-III. The record is from RefSeq and is a predicted model, not a curated record. NCBI's taxonomy places the organism in Eukaryota, Metazoa, Arthropoda, Arachnida, Ixodida, Ixodidae. Gene Ontology annotation, molecular function: ATP binding; RNA helicase activity; nucleic acid binding.